AUGGCCCAGUACAACCAGACAUGGGUGAAUGAAUUCAUCCUCUUGGGGCUGUCUAACGAUCAGAAGACUCAGAUCUACCUCUUUGUCAUCUUCCUGGCCAUGUACUUGGUGACUAUGCUGGGAAAUUUCCUUAUCAUCCACCUGAUCAGGCUGGACACCAGACUCCACACCCCCAUGUACUUUUUUCUCAGUGUCCUUUCCAUUGUGGAUAUUUGCUACAUGAACAGCACCGUGCCACAAAUGCUCAUCCACUUCCUAUCUUCAAGGAAGUCCAUCCCAUUCUGUAGUUGUGUAUUUCAGUUCUACAUUUCACUAGGACUGGCUGGGACUGAGUUCUUCCUGCUGGGAGCAAUGGCAUAUGACCGCUAUGUGGCAGUGUGCUAUCCUCUACACUACACAGUCAUCAUGCAUGGAGGGCUCUGCAUUGCUCUGGCUGCUGCCUGUUGGACUGCUGGGUUCCUGAAUUCACUCAUGGAGACAAUCAUUACCUUCAGACUUCCCCUCUGUAAGAAUAUUAUCAAUCACUUUGUCUGUGAGACCCUAGCAGUGCUGCGCUUGGCCUGUGUGGACAUUUCCUUCAACAAGGUCAUGGUGACCUUCUCAGUCUUUGUGGUACUCAUGUUUCCCUGCGCCCUGGUCCUGUUUUCCUAUGCCCAGAUUGUUAGAGCCAUUCUGCGUAUCCGUUCUACUCAAGGACGUCGCAAAGCCUUUGGGACCUGUGCCUCCCAUCUCACUGUGGUCUCCCUUUGUUUUGGAGCCACCAUAUUUACCUACAUGUGGCCCCGGGCCACCUCCACAGUUGAACUUGAGAAGAUGAUAUCUAUAUUCUAUACUGUAGUGGCUCCUAUGCUGAAUCCUCUGAUCUAUAGCCUGAGGAACAAGGAGGUGAUGAGUGCCAUGAAGAAAGCCCUGGGGAGAUUCUCUGAAGAAAAAUGA
Molecule: messenger RNA, 936 nt
Organism: Gracilinanus agilis (Agile Gracile Mouse Opossum)
Lineage: Eukaryota; Metazoa; Chordata; Mammalia; Didelphimorphia; Didelphidae
Product: olfactory receptor-like protein OLF3
Exons: 1
Coding region: 1-936 (311 amino acids)
Biological process (GO): G protein-coupled receptor signaling pathway
Cellular component (GO): membrane
Molecular function (GO): G protein-coupled receptor activity; olfactory receptor activity
Source: RefSeq, a predicted model, not a curated record